AUGGCGAACGAUAUGAAAGAAGCGUUCCACGGAAUGCUUGUCGAAGAAGACUGGAUGGACAAUGCUACAAAAAAGGCUGCUUCUGGGAAAUUGCAAAAGAUGUUGAUUAAAGUCGCGUAUCCAGAGUUCAUCCUCAACAGCAGAAAAUUGGACAACUACUAUGAUAACAAGAAUUCGGAUUCGUACAGCCAGAUGGUAGAGAAACUGUCACGAUGGAAUAUAGAAUACGAUUUGAAGCGCCUUUCUAAGCCCGUCGAUCGAACUGAGUACGAUUUCAAUGCUGCAGUUGUCAACGCCUACUACGACUCCACCUCGAACUCGAUAAAGUAUCAGGAGUCAUGGUGGAGAAGGAGUGGCCAGCACAGAGUGUCAGGAGUCAUGGUGGAGAUCGUUCCCGCCAAGUUCCUGAACAUCAAACUAUCGGACCAAGUGCCAGGCACUACCUUGAAGCUGAAUGGUAAACUCACUCAAGGAGAAAACAUUGCUGACAAUGGAGGAUUGAAGCUGGCAUUUAGGGCAUAUAAGAAAGUUCUGAAAAAACACGGAAGUAGAGAAGCGGAUCAGAGGACUGGAAAAGUAUAA
Cooperia oncophora is the source of this 582-nucleotide messenger RNA. The record is from the annotation of a GenBank genome assembly. Lineage: Eukaryota; Metazoa; Nematoda; Chromadorea; Rhabditida; Trichostrongylidae.